Messenger RNA from Humulus lupulus (European hop), 1083 nucleotides. RefSeq names its product 21 kDa protein-like. The record is from RefSeq and is a predicted model, not a curated record. Bases 139 to 759 code for a protein of 206 amino acids. Gene Ontology annotation, molecular function: enzyme inhibitor activity. Gene Ontology annotation, biological process: negative regulation of catalytic activity. NCBI's taxonomy places the organism in Eukaryota, Viridiplantae, Streptophyta, Magnoliopsida, Rosales, Cannabaceae. The transcript has a single exon.
AUAUUUAAUCUUCCUAUCUUUUUGGAGUUCUAUAAAUUGAACACAACUUCUCUUUUUUCCAUCACUCCACUACCUCCUAAAUUCAAAUAAUUUUUCUAUAUUUGAUAAAAGUUAGAGAAAAAAGAAGGAAAAAAAAAAAUGGAAUCCUCAUCUUCUAAACACCACUCGGCCAUAUUCCUUCUCACUACACUAAUUUCCAUUUCUUCGUACACAUACUCAAGCUCCGCAGCUAGAUACCCCACCACAUCGAAAAUAAACACCGAAUUCAUUAGAACUUCUUGUCUUGCCACAACCUAUCCCAGACUUUGCUACAGCUCUCUCUUAAGCCACGCAAACUCAAUCCAAGCAAGCCCUCAACUUAUUGCUAGUACGGCCCUCGACGUGACGCUGUCCUCGGCCAAAACGACAUCAACCAUGAUGCUAAACCUGUCGUUGAGCCACGGCUUGAAGCUGAAAGAGGUCGCUGCCAUGAAGGACUGCGUUGAAGAACUGAGUGACUCGGUGGAUGAGCUGCAAAGGUCUAUGGGAGAGAUGAGCAACGUGGCAAAGGAAAACCGUGACUUUAAGCUCAUGAUAAACGACAUUCAAACUUGGGUUAGUGCUGCUUUGACGGAUGAUACUACGUGCACUGACGGGUUUGAAGGAAACGACAUGAGUGGGAAUUUGAAGACCAUCGUCAGAAGCGGCAUUGUGAAUGUUGCCCAUUUGACUAGCAAUGCUUUGGCUUUGAUUAACAAGUUUGCGUUGAUUCAUGGGUAACCUGUUCUGUGAGACCGAACAAUAGGUCCAUUAGUUAUAUGUGUCUUAGCUAAAAAUUAGGAGUAUAGUUAUAUUAAUAUGCUUGUGAAUGAUUUGUAGUAUUACAACCCACAAACAAAAAGUUUGUGACACUUUAAGCUGUUUGAAUUAAGACAAUAUACAUAUGUAUCGUACGUGAUGUUGGCAAAGCUCGUGUUGUAUACGUAAAGAUGCUCAAGUCGGUUGGGGGCAAUUUAUAUUAAAAGAUAUAUUUGAGUGUUUAAAAUGAUUACGUCUGAUGAUUAGUUACAUUUAAAAUAAAUAAAGAAAAUUAGAUUUUUUUAA